This is a messenger RNA of Macrosteles quadrilineatus (aster leafhopper), 2400 nucleotides long. RefSeq names its product zinc finger protein 708-like. Bases 322 to 1527 code for a protein of 401 amino acids. The record is from RefSeq and is a predicted model, not a curated record. The transcript has a single exon. NCBI's taxonomy places the organism in Eukaryota, Metazoa, Arthropoda, Insecta, Hemiptera, Cicadellidae.
UAAAACUUGACUUUUAAUUUAUGGCUGAUGCAAUAUUAUUUGAAAACAACAUGAAAAAAUAGAAAUCACUUUUUCUUAAAAUAAGACACCUAAUUUAAUAUGAUUGAAUAUAAAAGUCAAGAAAAAUGCCUCAAGUAGGCUGUGUUGUAUUGUAUUUAAUGAACAUAACAAUAUUUGAUCAAAAAGUUGAUCAAAUUUGAUUGUGACACAUAACUGUUAAACACCAAAUCCUAAAAAAUAGACAUACAAAGCCAACUGACUAAUUACAAUUAGUAUGUAGCUUGUCUAAUAAGUUAUAAGUUGGAAAUUGAAAACAAAAAAAUGUUAAAGGUCACUAAAAAGCCUCGCCUUAAGUGUCCAAUAUGUAGAAAACUGAUUUCAACUCUAUCAAAUAUGAAGCCUCAUAUAUACUUACACACCGGCGAGCGUCCCUUUAGAUGUUUAACUUGUGAGAAAAUAUUUAUUAAUCUACAUCAUGUUAAGACUCAUUUGUUAAUUCAUUCUGAUAAGCGUCCUUAUAAGUGUACUAUAUGUGGAAAAUCCUUCACAAGCAGUGGCAGUAUGAAGAAACAUACAUUAGUACACACUGGAGAGAGACCUCAUAAGUGUACUAUAUGUGGAAAAUCCUUCACAAGAAGUGGCAGCAUGAAGAAUCAUACAUUAGUACACACCGGAGAGAGACCUCAUAAGUGCACUAUAUGUGGAAAAUCCUUCACAACCAGUGACUAUAUGAAGAAACAUACAUUAGUGCACACUGGAGAGAUACCUCAUAAGUGUACUAUAUGUGGAAAAUUCUUUACAACCAGUAGCAAAAUGAAGAAUCAUACAUUAGUACACACCGGAGAGAGACCUCAUGAGUGCACUAUAUGUGGAAAAUCCUUCCAAACCAGUGUCGUUUUGAAGAGACAUACAUUAGUACACACCGGAGAGAGACCUCAUAAGUGCACUAUAUGUGGAAAAUCCUUCCAAACCAGUGGCAAUAUGAAGAAACAUACAUUAGUGCACACCGGAGAGAGACCUCAUAAGUGUACUAUAUGUGGAAAAUACUUCCAAACCAGUAGCGAUAUGAAGAAACAUACAUUAGUGCACACCGGAGAGAGACCUCAUAAGUGCACUAUAUGUGGAAAAUCCUUCCAAACCAGUAGCGGUAUGAAGAAACAUACAUUAGUACACACCGGAGAGAGACCUCAUAAGUGUACUAUAUGUGGAAAAUCCUUCCAAACCAGUGGCGAUAUGAAGAAACAUACAUUAGUGCACACCGAAGAGAGACCUCAUAAGUGUACUAUAUGUGGAAAAUCCUUCAAAACCAGUGGCCAUAUGAAGAAACAUAGAUUUGUACACACCGGAGAGAGACCUCAUAAGUGCACUAUAUGCGGAAAAUCCUUCCAAACCAGUAGCGAUAUGAAGAGACAUACAUUAAUUCACAUAGGAGCAAUACAUGUGGAAAAUCAUUUGCAACCAAAAAUAUUUGUGAAGAAACAUACAUCAAUUCACACCCAAGAUUUUAAGCAGGGGGAGUUUCGAUGAUGAAAAACAUUUAAAAAACGCACAGUAAAGCAUAUAUGUCAUCUACAGAGCUGAAAGUUAUGUCAUAUUGUUCAUAAAUUAUGGCUGUAAGUGCCUGAGGAGCCUUGUUGCGGGUUACAAGCGAACUACGGAUGCAUACGCAUAAACAGUCCUUACUUAAAAAACAGCCCUUGUAAUAGGCUACCAUGUCAGAUAUUCCUUGUUUACUUUUAGAAAAAAUAUCAGGCAAGUCCACUUUGAUUCACGUAGGUUUGAAUCAUUUUCUUAAAUUCUUCCAUUACACGUCCCAAUAUGUCACGGCCACCAAACAAUUUUUUUCUGCCACAUUCAGGUUAAUGGCAUCCUUUAAGAUCCAUCAGAGUUCGGGCAUAGAUGAAACCCUUAGUAGAUUCUCCGCCGGAUAGGGCUCGGUAUGUUCGAGCUGCUUGUACGGCGAAGUUGCUGGCCCACGUAGUUCUGUACGGUCAGGCUAGGAGCGCUAGAGGUCUCGCCGUACAACCACAAAGUCAAAGUCAAAGUCAUCUUUAUUGUCACAAAACGUUUUUUUUAUGCUCUGGCACAGCCAGACAAAACAGGUGACAUUGUCAAACUAUACUAAAAUAAACUAGCUUAUAUUGGUAAAAAUAAAUUCAUAGUAGGUAACAAAAUAGGGAUGGACGAGAUUGGAUUUUUAGUUCGAGACGAGACGAGACGAGAUUUUUUUAUUUCUCAUAAAAUUUCGAGACGAGAUCGAGACGGGAUUUCCCUUCUCAUACACAACGGGAAAUGCACGUUCAAAAUUUUUACCUGAUUUUGUAACAUUGUUAGAUAACUGUUUAAAUACAAAAAUAAUGAUAAUAGGCAAGAAUAUUUACAAUAUUUUAUUAAAAAACA